GUCCCGCUGGGAAAUGGAGUCCCCGCCUCGGGGGGCCAUGAGGAGCCGACCCGGCCGCGCCAUCGACCCGCGGCUCAAGCAGCGCGUCAAGCAGUAUCUUGCAAGCAGUAAAUGUGGGCAGUAUGUUGACAUUGGAGUCCUAGCAUCUGAUUUGCAGAAAACCUACAGUGCAGAAUAUGGACGAAGAAAAAGAAAUGCCUUUAGAAUACAAGUUGCAAAAGUGUUUGGAAUAAUCAGUAAUGAAAAACAACGUGAGGAUUUAGCAGUUUUAGAAGCUGAACAUGUGGCAAAAAGAGCAAGACAAGAGAAAAAUGAGACUACUGGAAGUACCACAGAUGACUCUGAUUAUGAUGAUUAUCCAGAAGAUCUAUCUACAAAUCACAUGAACAGUUCCCUGCUGAGCUUAUAUAAGAAAGGAAAUCCCGAUUCUGUUCCAACCACUCCAAAGACUGACCCAGGGGAAACCCCUCCUCCUGCGCGACCUGCACCUCAAACAAGCACCGUGUCACCAGGAGCAAGAAGUGAAACACGGAUCUCUGAUGGUGGCUGGUUCAUUGAUAAAACUCCAUGUGGUAAAGACUUUUUCAUUGACCUUUCUGAGGAUGGAGAAGGAGAUGAAAAGAAACUGAUUUCUGAGAAAUCAGCAGAAUAUUCUCUCUUGGAGAGUGAAAGAAAGAAGACAAAGGGCAAGAGAACAAAAAGAAAAAAGGAAGAAUUUCCAGAUGUAGAUGGAGAAAUUGAAUCCAUGUUACUUAAGAAAGUGAGAAGUAAGGGACCAGAGCUUUAUUGCCCUUCAGUGACAUUUGAGGAUGUAGGAGGCAACGAUGAAACUUUAAAGGAAAUCUGCAAGAUGCUCAUUCACAUCCGUCAUCCCGAAGUCUAUAACCACUUAGGCGUGGUCCCACCUCGCGGCUUUCUUUUACAUGGGCCACCAGGUUGUGGGAAAACGUUACUUGCACAGGCAAUUGCUGGGGAACUCGAGCUCCCAAUGUUGAAAGUGGCUGCGACAGAGAUUGUGUCUGGAGUGUCAGGGGAAUCUGAGCAGAAACUGAGAGAAUUGUUUGAGCAGGCUGUGUCGAGUGCACCGUGUGUCCUUUUCAUUGACGAGAUUGAUGCAAUCACCCCAAAAAGAGAAGUUGCAUCCAAGGACAUGGAGCGCAGGAUUGUUGCUCAGUUCCUGACUUGUAUGGACGACUUGAAUAAUGUGGCUGCCACUACCCAGGUCCUUGUUAUCGGAGCAACAAACAGACCUGACUCCCUGGACCCUGCGCUGAGGAGAGCUGGGAGAUUUGAUCGAGAAAUUUGUUUAGGGAUCCCAGAUGAAGGGGCAAGAGAAAAAAUUCUUCAGACUUUGUGUCGAAAACUUAAGCUCCCCGAGUCCUUUGAAUUCCGUCACUUGGCACGGCUGACUCCGGGUUAUGUGGGAGCCGAUCUGAUGGCGCUGUGCCGAGAGGCAGCGAUGUGCACAGUGAACAGGGUCCUGAUCAAAUCUGAGGAACAGAGAAGGAAACACGCACAGGCUGGAGGAAACACAGCUGAAGAAAGCAUGGGAAUGGGAGCAGACAUCCUGGCGGAAGAGGGCACCAAACAACUAGAACUUCCUCCUAAGGAUGAAUUGCAGAGACUUUUGGAUUUGCUGAAGAAGCAAGACCCCUUGCCUGAGGAGCAGCUGCAGAAGCUGUGCAUUGAGAUGAAUGAUUUUAUUGUUGCACUGUCAUCAGUGCAGCCCUCUGCCAAGAGAGAAGGCUUUGUCACAAUCCCUGAUGUGACAUGGGCAGAUAUUGGAGCCCUGGAGGAUGUUCGGGAGGAGCUGACUAUGGCAAUAUUGGCGCCUGUGCGAAACCCAGAGCAGUUUAAAGCUCUGGGCCUGACUACUCCAGCUGGUGUCCUGCUGGCAGGGCCUCCAGGAUGUGGCAAAACACUGUUAGCUAAGGCCGUGGCCAAUGAGUCUGGACUGAACUUCAUAUCUGUGAAAGGUCCUGAGCUGCUAAAUAUGUAUGUUGGUGAAAGUGAACGUGCUGUACGUCAGGUAUUCCAGCGUGCCAGGAAUUCAGCCCCUUGUGUUAUAUUUUUUGAUGAAGUUGAUGCUUUGUGCCCUCGGAGGUCUGACCGUGAAUCAGGAGCCAGUGUCCGAGUAGUUAACCAGCUGCUCACCGAGAUGGAUGGUCUGGAGAAUCGUCAGCAGGUUUUCAUUAUGGCUGCCACAAACAGGCCAGAUAUAAUUGACCCAGCAAUCCUGCGUCCUGGUAGACUGGAUAAAACACUCUAUGUGGGUUUGCCACCACCUGAAGAUCGACUGGCUAUUUUAAAGACCAUCACCAAAGAUGGCACCCGGCCUCCACUAGGUAGUGAUGUAAGCCUUGAAGAAAUUGCCUACAGUCAACAUUGUGAUUGUUACACAGGGGCAGACCUUUCUGCUCUUGUGCGCGAGGCUUCAAUUUGUGCCUUGAGAGAGGAAAUGGCCCUGCAGAAUAAUCAAAGCAAGAAAGGAGAAAUCAAGAUUUCCCAUAAACACUUUGAAGAAGCUUUUAGGAAAGUGAAAUCUUCAGUAUCCAAAAAGGAUCAAAUAAUGUAUGAAGAACUGCAUCAGUCACUGUGCAGGUGAUACAUCUGGACAAUUCCCAAGAGACUUAUUCUGCACUGGCGGAGAGUUUUGUAAUGCCCACGCCUGGUUUCAAGAGACAAGUUGGAAAGAAGCUGUACUGUCUCAACUUUUAUACUGCACCUGAAGAUCAUCAUAACCUACUGCUCUAAACCAUCCUUAAUUUAACUGUCUCCGGAAUAAAAGAUAUAAUACACAUCUCCUGCUUAUAACCAUUUACAUUUUUAAAAUGAAUGCUUUUAGUGCUAAAAAGCUAAUGCCAUUCUGAUAUAUUUAGUGCCCUGGAAUCUCUGAGGCAGAGGCUAAUUCUUCCAAGUGUUUGCACUGCUCCAAUAGCUGUUUCCCACCAUCAAUGAAAAUUGCUGUGUUUUCCAGAACAAGGACUCUGAAAUAAUCACUGGGAGGACAGAGCUGUGAAAGUAGAGUGGGAAAGUGCUGCAGUGCAUGUUGUCAUACCAAUAAUCCUGCCUUUUCCAACGACAGUGAUAUGUUAUGAUUGUGCCAGCACAGGUUCUCAGAGCUCCUAACAGCUUCCCUCUGCCUUAUCAAAAGAAACUAUCCACAGAUGGCAGCCUGUCUCAGAGUUACCUUGGAGAGUGUAAACUUUGGAAAUCAGAGAAGUGCUGUGAUUUAACCUAAGAAACAUUUGAAACAGUUAAGAGUUAUUUAACAGUGUGGUUGUUAAUUAUUUCUCUUAGGCAAAUCUGCAACAGCAAAAAAAUUCUGUUACAGAUUUGAAUUUGUUAAGUGUUUGGGUAUCCUCUAGAGGAAGGAAAAUGAUACUGUUUUAAAAAGCAGGCCAAGAGCCUCAAUCUUUUUUUUUAUUAUUAUUUUUUGAAUACAAGAAAUUCUGUCUUGGAA
Molecule: messenger RNA, 3463 nt
Organism: Pipra filicauda (Wire-tailed manakin)
Lineage: Eukaryota; Metazoa; Chordata; Aves; Passeriformes; Pipridae
Gene: NVL
Product: nuclear VCP like
Exons: 23
Coding region: 14-2605 (863 amino acids)
Biological process (GO): ribosome biogenesis
Cellular component (GO): nucleus
Molecular function (GO): ATP hydrolysis activity; ATP binding; RNA binding
Source: RefSeq, a predicted model, not a curated record